Archocentrus centrarchus (flier cichlid) is the source of this 2166-nucleotide messenger RNA. It is a transcript of the gene dars1, whose product is annotated as aspartyl-tRNA synthetase 1. The record is from RefSeq and is a predicted model, not a curated record. Gene Ontology annotation, cellular component: cytosol; aminoacyl-tRNA synthetase multienzyme complex; cytoplasm. Gene Ontology annotation, molecular function: ATP binding; aspartate-tRNA ligase activity; RNA binding. Gene Ontology annotation, biological process: aspartyl-tRNA aminoacylation. NCBI's taxonomy places the organism in Eukaryota, Metazoa, Chordata, Actinopteri, Cichliformes, Cichlidae. The transcript has 18 exons. Bases 120 to 1715 code for a protein of 531 amino acids.
UCAAAACAGGUCCCUUCUUUCCGCGCCCGUGCAUGCUGCGAACAGCUGAUGUGGUGCUCCUCGCUGUCACACAGUCGUGAAACAUUUUCUCCCAAUUUUUUCCGCGAACAUAACUCGACAUGACGAAAGAAGAAUUGCAGGGGGCAACAGAGGAGGAGCAGCAGGCUCAGUCAAAGAAAGCCCUGAAGAAACAGCAGAAGGAAGCGGAGAAAGCUGCAAAGAAGGCUGAGAAACAGGCCAAAAUGGCUUCUGAACAACAAAGCACAGAAGAAAAUGACUUUGCCAAGGACCGAUAUGGUGUGUCACCGAUGGUUCAGUCCCAACAAAAGCUGGACAGGGAAUUGGUCCGAGUCCAAGACCUUACACCAGAGAAAGCUGACCAGCUGAUCUGGCUGCGUGCCCGAGUCCACACCAGCCGAGCUAAAGGGAAGCAAUGCUUCUUGGUCUUGCGUCAGCAGCAGUUCAACGUGCAGGCACUGGUCGCAGUGGGAGAUCGUGCCAGCAAGCAGAUGGUCAAGUUUGCUGCAAACAUCACCAAGGAGAGCAUCGUAGAUGUGGAGGCGACGGUGAGGAAAGUGGAGCCGAAGAUCGAGAGCUGUUCCCAGCAGGACGUCGAGCUUCACGUUGAAAGGAUUUUUGUCAUCAGCCAGGCAGAGCCUCGUCUUCCGCUGCAGCUGGAGGAUGCUGUCAGACCUGAAGGAGAGGGAGAAGAGGAAGGCAGAGCAACUGUUAACCAGGACACCAGGCUGGACAACAGGGUGAUUGAUCUCAGGACAACCACCAGCCAGGCCAUCUUCCGCCUUCAGUCAGGUGUGUGCCAGCUCUUCAGAGACACACUCACCAAAAAGGGCUUUGUGGAGAUCCAGACGCCGAAAAUCAUAUCAGCUGCCAGUGAAGGCGGAGCUAACGUCUUCACAGUGUCUUACUUUAAAACCAGCGCCUAUCUGGCCCAGUCUCCCCAGCUCUACAAGCAGAUGUGCAUCUGCGCCGACUUUGACAAGGUCUUUUGUGUAGGUCCAGUUUUCAGGGCGGAAGACUCCAACACUCACCGUCACCUGACCGAGUUUGUGGGUCUGGAUAUUGAGAUGGCUUUCCGCUACCAUUACCACGAAGUGAUCGACUCUAUCACUGACACCAUGGUGCAGAUCUUCAAGGGCUUGAGAGACAACUUCCAGACAGAGAUUCAGACGGUGAAUAAGCAGUUCCCAAGUGAGCCUUUCAAAUUCCUGGAGCCCACUCUGAGGCUGGAGUACACCGAGGCCGUGGCCAUGCUGCGUGAGGCCGGGGUUGAGAUGGGUGAUGAGGAAGACCUCAGUACACCCAAUGAAAAGCUGCUUGGCCGUCUCGUCAAGGAAAAGUAUGAUACCGACUUCUAUGUGCUCGAUAAGUACCCGCUGGCUGUUAGGCCGUUUUACACGAUGCCUGAUCCAAACGACCCUAAAUAUUCCAAUUCUUAUGAUAUGUUCAUGAGAGGAGAAGAGAUCCUCUCUGGAGCUCAGAGAGUCCAUGAUGCUCAGCUUCUGACAGAAAGGGCCAUCCAUCACCAGAUUGAUCUGGAGAAGAUCAAGGCAUACAUUGACUCCUUCCGCUAUGGCGCCCCCCCACAUGGUGGCGGAGGCAUUGGUCUGGAGAGAGUCUGCAUGCUCUACCUGGGUCUCCACAAUGUGCGACAGACCUCCAUGUUCCCACGUGACCCUAAGCGCCUGACACCUUGAACCUUCCAGUGUGGACAACUAGAAUGCUGGUGAUGGGAAACAAUACUGUCUAAUACUAUAAUAAUCAGGAAAUGCAGAGCGUAUAGGAUCUAGUGCCACCACUGACAUGAGAGAAGAAAACAGUUUUAACAGCAGGGUAUAAUUUAUUGAUUGGUGUGCAUCAUUUACUAACAACAAAUAGAAACAUCAAUGAGAACAAAGGAAAUGGCCAGUGAUUAAAGACCGUUCCUAGAAAGCUCUACUCACACACUUCAUUUUUAAUCAAUGAGUUGGUAUUUGUCUAGGUUUUCUCUUUGGAGAGAUUAAAAGUACUUUACAACAGAUCUUAGACCCUCUUACUACCAGCACAGAUGUUUGACUAAUGAUUGUGGUGUCCAGCAGUAUGACUACAAAUACACAACCUUUGUAAGUCUAAACACUGACAAUAAAAAAAGUGUUAAUCUGUAAAUGA